ACACACAUUACAUUUAAAUACUCCGCGACCUAUACUAUAAUGACACUUUUUUCAUACGUUGUAUGCUUAUAGUUGGUGUGUUUUAGUAAUGCCAUUUGCGAUAUAAAAACAAACGGCAACUUCUAUCUUGAUUCCACACGAUUCCUUUACUCACAUCGUCCAAAACAUCUUGUUACAUUUUUUAUUCGAAAUUUGUGGAAAUAUCGCCAUAGUACAAAAGAUGAAGCUGCUCAAGUGUUUUGUCCUAUUCAUGUCAUUCCUAACAGGCAUUAAUGCCAAGAGUCUAAGGUGUCCUAUACGCUCAUUAAACGCUGUCGCAAACAAGUCUAUAGACGGUAUGAAGGCUGUUGGUGAAUCGCUAUCCUCCCUUCAAAAUAACACAUUCCAUAAAUUUGAUGUCAAAAAGAAGUUGGAUGUUGGCCUGGUAGCUUUGAACUGUCAGCUCAAAGAUUCCAACGUGGCAGUACCUUCUGUCGUGAGGAAGCACAUUCAGGAUCCCAGUAUAAACUGCAGUUUAUAUCAUGCCUUGCAGAGAUUUAAUGAACUCUCCCUGGAAGCAACCUUUAAGUUAUCAGACGAAACCUCGCUGGUGUCAAAUGCGUCAUUCGAUUUGCCAAAAACAUUCGAACUUACACUCAAAGGUGCUGGCAAAAGCAUCAGUGUGGAUGCCCAUACAAGUGACAUUUUAAAGAGACUGGAUUUCAUUCUCAGAUAUCGCAACUUAAUUUUAGGAUAUUCUCUAAAUCUACGAAGCAAAGAAAACAACAUUGAAUUCCUACAACGCUUGGAAAACCUCUACGAUGUUAAUGGGAAGUACCUAGAUGUUACACCCAAGGUCGAAGUUUCAUUCGCUAAAGACGGCAAAAUUGAUGCCAGAGCAUGCCUAGUCCUAAAGAGAGAUGGACUCGUGAUCACACCAAUCAUCUAUCCAUUCUCAAAGCAAUGUGAACUUGCUGUAGAAACCAAGGUCACCGAUGAAAUCAAGGUAGGAAUGUUCAUUAGCAAGAACAAGGACUUAUAUCUCAACCUAACCUACGAAAACUACUGGGGAAGUAGUUCAUGGCAAUCUCUCGCACUCAGAUUCGUUCUGUCUGACGUCCUCAGAACUAGCAUGCUCAUACAAAACGAAGUCUACUUGUAA
Theileria equi strain WA is the source of this 1141-nucleotide messenger RNA. RefSeq names its product signal peptide-containing protein. Lineage: Eukaryota; Apicomplexa; Aconoidasida; Piroplasmida; Theileriidae. The coding region runs from base 221 to 1141 and encodes 306 amino acids. The transcript is spliced from 3 exons. The record is from RefSeq and is a predicted model, not a curated record.